Molecule: messenger RNA, 2117 nt
Organism: Sebastes umbrosus (honeycomb rockfish)
Lineage: Eukaryota; Metazoa; Chordata; Actinopteri; Perciformes; Sebastidae
Gene: lmo2
Product: LIM domain only 2 (rhombotin-like 1)
Exons: 3
Coding region: 715-1197 (160 amino acids)
Biological process (GO): positive regulation of transcription by RNA polymerase II
Cellular component (GO): nucleus
Molecular function (GO): transcription coactivator activity; DNA-binding transcription factor binding
Source: RefSeq, a predicted model, not a curated record
CACACUGUAAUUACAGGAGAAAAACACACACACAAGGCCAGCAUAGCUACUAAUUAUAUCAUCAUGCCUCUCUUUUAUCUUUUGUCCCAUCAGCACUUUGGUGAAGCAGCUCGAGCACAUAAUGACCUCGUUAGUCUCAGUCACGACCUGACUGACUGACUGAGCUCUGAGCAGCAGGCUGUUCCGUGUUUAGCUGUCGCUUUAAGACCGAUUUCCCCCCAUUGUCAAACAGUCGUGAGCAGGAAGAGGGAAACGAAAGCACAGAGAGAGAGAGAGAGAGAGAGACACCGUAUUUAAACACGAUGCUGCUGCUGCUGCUGACCAAGGCUUCACACAGAGGAGGAAGAGGAGCAGGUCUGUCUGCAGCCAGACGCACAGACACGGACAGACAGUGACCUUUUGAUGGUGGAUUGAUGGUGUUUUAAUUUGCAGAUCGGACAGUCGCUGCAGGAUGAGACUUGAGAGACAUGCACUUGUCACCGCGGGUUAUUACUGCCUCAGGAAAUGAUGACAUGAUGUCCUCCAUCAUCGUUUAGCUGCUUAGAGCACAAAUCGUCUUGUCUUGCGGCCAUUUCCACAACUGCUUUUCAAUUAAACACACAAAACAGACUAAACCUGUGUGUUGGAGGCUAAAGGAGCAGGUGCUUCAGUCUGCUUCACAGGUAGCCGCUCAAACCACAUCUAAACCCGGCUGGACAGCAUCACAUCUCAGACAUGUCAUCCACUAUAGAGAGGAAGACCAUGGAGGCAAAUGAGGAGCCGGUGGAUGAGGUCCUCCAGAUGCCUCCGUCUCUGUUGACGUGCGGUGGGUGUCAGCAGAGCAUCGGUGACAGAUUCUUCCUGAAGGCCAUCGAGCAGUACUGGCACGAGGACUGCCUGAGCUGCGACUUGUGUGGCUGUCGACUCGGGGAGGUGGGACGCCGGCUCUACUUCAAGCUCGGAAGAAAGCUAUGUCGGAGAGACUACCUCAGGCUUUUCGGUCAGGACGGUCUCUGUGCUUCCUGUGAGAAGAGGAUUCGAGCGUUUGAGAUGACGAUGCGUGUGCGGGACAAGGUUUACCAUCUGGAGUGCUUCAAGUGUGCCGCCUGCCAGAAGCACUUCUGCGUGGGUGACCGCUACCUGCUCAUCAACUCAGACAUUGUGUGCGAGCAGGACAUCUUUGAGUGGACCAAACUCAACAAUAACAACAUGGUUUAGCAGAAGGAGUGUCACCCUGGCUUUUCCCACUGGCAUGAAUGAACCAUUGAUAAACAGACUUUUUGCAGGCUUCAUCAUGCAUCUGACAGAAUCAUUUAAACACAAAAGGAAAGGCUACAUCUCUGCAUUGCUUCCUGCUAGAGACUAAUGAAGACUGCACCAGCAAUAACAGAAAGCUUCUCAUCUAAGGCUUCAUCCUUGAAUGCAAAAAAAAUGCUUAAAUACUGGAAAUACUUAUCAUGCAAUAAUAGUUGUUUGUUAUACACACUGGAAUUUUAGACCUUUAACAAUGAACAAAAAGUUUCUUAUAGUCAAACACUGUUUCAUCGCCUCAGUCUGGUCUGAACUGUUCAAUGAGAAUUUCAGUAAGGUUUUAUUUUAUGGAUCGUAAUUUCCUGAGAAUUUCCUGAGAAGAACUGUGUAAUUUGGUGCUAAUUAUAGGGAAAAUACCUAUAAAGGAGCUGCUCCUUGUAAAAUCCAAGUAAAUUCACAAGUAGUUCAUUAUUAGCAGCUAUAUGGUGAAUUAUAUGCUUGCCUGUGGACAAAUUUCACAUUUGCAUGUUCUGCUUGCCGGCUGCACUGACUGUUUCCAUUUUAUACAUAAAUAGUUUUGUAUUUCUCUCCAAGAAACUUCCCUGGGAAAUUAGUGAGAAUUUAUUAGGAAAUUACAAACCUGUAAAAUGAAGCGUUACCAGAUUUUCUUGUUAUAAAUGAAAAGUCCUGAUCAGAAUGAUUGUACUGCAUUGCCAGGUUGAACUGGUGGCGCCCUCUAGUGAUCAAGGGAUCCCAUGCAAUACUAAUUCUACUGACUUUAGAGCUGUUUCCAGUGUGUUUUUUUUGUAACUGUUACACCUCUAUGAACACGCACCCACGACUUUUUGGAUAUUUACUAUUAAAUAAAUUUCAAUUUAGAGAAACAU